Molecule: messenger RNA, 2746 nt
Organism: Myotis davidii
Lineage: Eukaryota; Metazoa; Chordata; Mammalia; Chiroptera; Vespertilionidae
Gene: RAPGEFL1
Product: Rap guanine nucleotide exchange factor like 1
Exons: 14
Coding region: 16-1638 (540 amino acids)
Biological process (GO): positive regulation of GTPase activity; Ras protein signal transduction
Cellular component (GO): plasma membrane
Molecular function (GO): guanyl-nucleotide exchange factor activity
Source: RefSeq, a predicted model, not a curated record
GUGUGUGUGUAGAGCAUGAUGGGGCAGGUGGCUAGGUCUCCAGUCUGGCUAAGGAGAACUCGCCCUUGGAGGCAAGAGAGUGGGGUGGGGAGUGUCCGGUUGGAUCCUGGAAGUGCCCCUCUGACAUCAGUGGUGCCGAACGAUCUCUAUACAGAUAUCCUGCUGGAUGACAUCGUCCUCACCCAUUCUCUCUUCCUCCCCACGGAGAAAUUCCUGCAGGAGCUACACCAGUACUUUGUUUUGGCAGGAGGCAGGGAGGGCCCCGAGGGACUGGGCCAGAAGCAGGCCUGUCUAGCCAUGCUCCUUCAUUUCUUGGACACCUACCAGGGGCUGCUGCAGGAGGAAGAGGGGGCCGGCCGCAUCAUCAAGGAUCUGUACCUGCUGAUUAUGAAGGAUGAGUCCCUUUACCAGGACCUCCGAGAGGACACACUGAGGCUGCACCAGCUUGUGGAAACCGUGGAGCUAAAGAUCCCAGAGGAGAGCCAGCCGCCCAACAAGCAGGUGAAGCCACUCUUCCGCCACUUCCGCCGGAUAGACUCCUGCCUGCAGACCCGAGUGGCCUUCCGGGGCUCUGAUGAGAUCUUCUGCCGUGUCUACAUGCCUGACCACUCUUACGUGACCAUACGCAGCCGCCUCUCCGCGUCUGUGCAGGACAUUCUGGGCUCUGUGACGGAGAAACUGCAGUACUCGGAGGAGCCUGCGGGGCGGGAGGAUUCCCUCAUCCUGGUAGCUGUGGCCUCUUCAGGAGCUCGUUUUUCUGCAGAGAAAGUCCUUCUCCAGCCCACUGAAGACUGUGUCUUCACCACGCUGGGCAUCAACAGCCACCUGUUUGCCUGCACCCGGGACAGCUACGAGGCGCUGGUGCCCCUCCCCGAGGAAAUCCAGGUCUCCCCUGGAGACACCGAGAUCCACCGAGUGGAGCCUGAGGAUGUUGCCAACCACCUUACGGCCUUCCACUGGGAGCUGUUCCGCUGUGUGCACGAGCUGGAGUUCGUGGACUACGUGUUCCACGGGGAGCGCGGCCGGCGGGAGACGGCCAACCUGGAGCUGCUCCUGCAGCGCUGCAGCGAGGUCACCCACUGGGUGGCCACGGAGGUGCUGCUCUGCGAGGCCCAGGGCAAGCGCGUGCAGCUGCUCAAGAAGUUCAUCAAGAUCGCGGCCAUCUGCAAGCAGAACCAGGACCUGCUGUCCUUCUACGCCGUGGUCAUGGGGCUGGACAACGCGGCGGUCAGCCGCCUGCGGCUCACCUGGGAGAAGCUGCCAGGGAAAUUCAAGAACUUGUUCCGCAAAUUCGAGAACCUGACAGACCCCUGCAGGAACCACAAAAGCUACCGAGAAGUCAUCUCCAAGAUGAAGCCUCCUGUGAUUCCUUUUGUGCCUCUGAUCCUCAAAGACCUGACUUUCCUGCAUGAGGGGAGUAAGACCCUGGUGGAUGGUUUGGUGAAUAUCGAGAAACUGCAUUCAGUGGCUGAAAAAGUGAGGACUGUCCGCAAAUACCGGAGCCGGCCCCUUUGCCUGGAUAUGGAGGCAUCCCCCCAUCACCUGCAGACCAAGGCGUACGUGCGCCAGUUCCAGGUCAUCGACAACCAGAACCUCCUCUUCGAGCUUUCCUACAAGCUGGAGGCGAACAGUCAGUGAGAACAGACGUGAGAACAGACGUUUCAGUCAGCUCCGCAGGGUCCUCGGGCUCCUGCCACUCAAGCACUUUGCACCAUGUCCCAACCCACCUCCGACAUCCUUCCCUUGGAGCAACUUCCCGCCCCACCACGGGGAAGAGAGAGUCGGAUGGACUUACUCCGGGACUCAUAAGCCUGUUUAUCCUGAAAAAAAAACCUGCUGAAGUUCUCUGCCCCCUCGCUCCUUCAAGCCCAGACCACGCUCUGCUGGCCCCUGCCCUCCCAGGGAAAAGGGGCACAGAACUCUCUCCUCUGCCCCCUCCCAUCCAGGUCUAUUCCCUAGUAGAGUUCCCAACCUCCUCUUCCCACGCAGGAAGGAAAGUGGCCCACCCUCUGGUCCCCCAUUGGGGGAGGCCUGGCAGCCUUCCCCCCGCCCCCCGUUCCGGUUCCCCCAGGUCAGGGCUGGGACCCCUGGCUGCACCCUCUGAGUAUUGUGUCGCCCUCGUGUCUGUGUGCGUGUGGGUGUGUGUGUACGUGUGCCCCCUUCAAGGAGCAGAAGUGCACCUGGUCAUUGAGGCAGGGUGUUGUGUGUGCUGGGGGGCGGGGGGGCGGGGAAGGUCCUUCUGUUUGGUGCUACCCUUGUCUACUCUGCCCCUGGGUCAGUGCAUUGUGGGUGCUCUCCCCACGCCCACACUCCCUGCUUAGUUACUCCUGCUGCCCUGCACUCCCAGGCUGGUGGGCGAAGCUGCUGGUGAGGACAGGGAGCAGCGGCAGGUGGGAGGGGUUGCCCACCAGCCCUCGGGAACCCCCCGCAGCCAGGCCUCCUGAAGGUCCCUGGGUGGGCUCCACUGAGAGGAUAAAAGAUGCUCAGGGAAACACAGGCCUCCGCUGCCUCUAGGACCCGCCUUCUGUGUUCCAGGAGGACGUGGUGAGGUGGUAGCAGGAGUUAGGGGUACCUGCUACCCACACUCCUGCUUCUGGGGUGUCUCACUGCUAAGGAGGGAGUGUCACACCCCUUCUGGCUCUGUGUCUGACACUAAGAACAUGAUCUAUCCUUUGCCCUGUCCUGACUCCCUCUUGGUCCUCCCCGUCAAGCUGGGGUGGGGUGGGUCCCUGUCCCCGGGGGCAGG